AUGUCCUCAUCCUCUUUGUCUCCCCUUCCACCGUCAAGUCUACCAACGCCGUUCGCCUUUGCAAAACCCCAGUCACCAUCGGACACUCCUCCUCCUGCUAGACCGUUAGCUAGGAGGACAUACGGUCGAGCUCGGCCUGUUUCUCCCCCCACGUCUGAAGAACCGCUUCCAGACCUGUUCCGUCCUGUGUCCAAGACAAACGUACCCGAAGCAUCACCAAGUAAAGCCCUUUUGAACCGUUUCUCCGCUGGAAACUCGGCAUGGCGUACUUCGCUCGCUGACUUGGGUGCGGAGCAGGACUCAGAAGAUGUAGAGAUAGACGAAGAGGAGAUGAAACGUGAGAUGGCACGUUUGAAAAGGGAAGCCAGAGGUGUCGAAUUGCCUGCACCUCGAGAUAUCGAUAUCGUUCCCUUGCAACCUAUCAAAAAGACGGAAUAUACACUUCCUCGGCCUCACCACCCAGUCGUACAGCCCAACAGAGCGCUCGUACAUAAUUCCAGCACUUCCACCCUUACAGCUCUCCCUCCCUCCUCCCCACCUGCUCGUAUCAGGCCAUCGUCACCAGCAGACAACAGUGCUCAGAACAUCGUAGAAGCGUCGUCUGUGGUAAAACGGCUCGAAGCUGAACCUGAAAGACGCUCCGGACCAGUGAUAGAUUUCGACGAUGGAUCUGAUGCAGACGACAAUGAAGUGGGCGACCCCUCCAGAUCACAGUCACCAUCACCAUCACCCAUUCCUGAAUAUGCCCCGAGGCGUAAAGCUAGAACCGCGCGAUCAACGACCACCAGUGACGAGAAUGAGGAGGAGCAGAUCCCACCUAUCAAAGACGUGUUCGAGAGCUACAUGAAGGAACUGACUGGUGGGGACGAGGAGGAGGAGUCAUCUCAAGCACAAAAUGAAACUUUCAACCAAGAUCCUGUCGGACUAUUCGACGACAUUGAGGAACCAUCUGGUCGGACGAAACAUGGCAAGAAGACGAUAAAGCCUCUGAAGAAAAGCGAUAUGCAAGCGAUGCAUAGCGACCUGGCUCGAAUGAGGAGAGAAAAAUCUGCCGCACCAUUCAAGCCUGAACCCAAGCGAUUACCUAUCAGCUCCUGGCUGCACGUAGUUGCCGGCGUCAUCAAGCAGCCCGACUCCUCACGUACCUCCACUCCCGGUCUGAUGGUCAACAAAAACUCAUCUCCUUCAAGUCCCGCACAGAUUACUCCUCCAGACGACAUCUCUGCCUUCACUCCAAGUUCGGCCAAUGUUGACAAACGACUGUCCAGAUCUUUCGGCCUCGGCGUAGAACAUAAUGAUCAGGAAUCAUCCUCACCAACUCCUCAGAUCGUUCUGGGUCGUGCAACAAGGCCAAUCAUUGUCCCAACCUCAGAAGACCUGGACGACGACACCCCUUUGCCGGGAAUGUUAGAGAUGCUCGAAGAACAGCAGCGUAUACGACAGAAUGAGGAAAUCCGUCGUGCAAAUCAACUCCGAUUGGCGGAAAGAAAGGCCGCCGCACUUCGUCUGCAAACAUCCAGACUUCAACUUGCCCAGCCUGACGAAGAUGAUUUCACCAUCCUUCCGGACUCUCCUCGGCGAAAUACUUCGACUGCUCCGAACGGCCCAGACGCCAAGGCCGUUUUGCACCGGGAUUCGGCUCUUCCUGUCCUAGACAGAAAUCGACAGAUGCAGCUACGCUAUGCUGGUAAAUCGGCCAAAGCGAAGAAAGACGUCACCGAGACCUUCGCUCAAUUCGCGGGUCAAGCAUGGAAUCAUGCGGGUCUGAAACGGUCUAAUGGAGGUGCUAAGCCGGCGGGGGUGAAGCAAGGCAGAGACGAGAAGAUCAGUUUCGCAGAGGUGGAGUUGAUGAUGAAGCGUAGCCAUCAGGAACAGGUCAAGGGGAUCAGGACAAAGAAGGAGGAAGAAUGGGGCAGAGGGAAGAUGUUGCCGAAUAAAGAAUUGAGAGACAUGAGUCAGCUUUUAGAAGCUGGCCCCGUUGAGGAGGAUAUGAUGGACGUUGAAGACGAUGAUGAAGAGGACGAUGAUGAGGAAGAUGAGAAUUAUAUCCUUUCUGGGGAAGAAGACGAGGCGCUGGAUGAGGAGAAUGAGGCCGUAGAGUACAGUGGAGAGGAGGAAGGCGGCGACGAUGACGAAGAGAUGGAAGAUGGUACAUCAUCAGAAAAGGACAGUACGGCAGAGGCCUCCGGACCCGAUAAGGAAAACCUCCCAGAGUCCACUAUCAGCGAAGAGCAAAAUAUGUUCUCUCCCAAACGAUCUUCAAUCAUCAGACGACCGGCUUUUCCGAUUGACGACGAAGAAACCACACCUCGUGCGGUUAAUGACUCUACGAUCCGUGCGCCUCUGGCCGAGAUGGAUGUGCCUAGCCACAGAAAGGACAGCAACGUUACUUUUAGCCCAGAUGUCGCCGGGUUUGGGACGGGAAGUCCAGGCUUCUCCCAACUCUUCGAAGCUACACAAUCUGCUGAUACAUCCACCCUGACUGAUGCCUUCGCUGGGUUGCGCGACCAACCGGCCUUGUUAUUACCCGCUUUACUACCCACGGCUCACAUAACCGAGACGCAAGCAAGGAGAGAUGAUGCUCUCAUUGCAGCUGAAUUUGAGACGGAAGCGGACGAAAUGAUUUUCCAAGAAAAGCCAAAGCAAAUAUACCUCAAUGAGAGAGGACUCUUCACACAGACCAGACCUCAAACUCGAGCUGGUACACCUACUUCCUCCUCCGACGAUGAAGACGAUCCUCAUCCUCUUGCAGCUCAAUCUGGACAUUCAUUCUCCCUUUCCGCUGUUGCCGAAGAAGACGAGACUUUGCCUGUUCCGUCAUCCACCAUGAAGAACACAUCUCACGCAUCUGAUCCCAGUCCGACUCAAGAAACGCAGGAAAAGAAGGUGCGAAGACUGAGACGACGAACUUCUUUUGAAUCGCUACCCUCUCCUUCCCAGACAGAACGAGAGGGACCGAAGAAUGCUUUCGAGAUGCUCAUGUCCCGUCCGAAGACUAAGACCGGGCCCGAGGAGAGACGUAGAUUGACCGAUAUGAAUCUGUUCGACGAACAAGCGGAGGAAAGUGAUGAAGACAAUGGUUGGGCGCCGCUCGGAGGAGAGGAUGAGGAUGAGGAUGGGGAUGAGGGAUACGUACCGGAUCUACUUAAUGACGCGGAGCUAGAUGAAGAGGAGAAAAGACGUUAUGCAGAACUUGCCGCUGCCAAGGCGAGAGAGAUCGAGCAACAAGACGAUGAGAAACGUGAAGGCCAAGCGAAGAAGAUCAUAGAGGGAGAGUAUCGUACCAAGCGUCGAGGGGCGGACUUCUAUUCUGAUGACGACGAUGAUGAUGGGCAUCCUCGAAGAUUGUCCAAGAAGCAAAGACGAAAGAGGAUGUUGGGAAAAGAAGAUGGAUUAGACAAGCUUGAAGGAGAGGCUAAUGUCUUCAAACGUGCAUACGAGGUGGAUCUCGAGAGUGACGACGAUUCUAUCGAAGAGGAGUUACCACCGAGGACAUCGCCCACCCCACAGAAGAAGUCUAUGAGAGAUGUUAGGGAUAUGCUAAAGCAGAGGGCUAUUAUGAAUCGCGAAACCGCCGACGACUCCGAUGUCGACAUGUCAGGAGCAUAUCGAACUGCCUCUCCCAUUCCUCUUGACUUGUCAGACGACGAAAUGGACAUGACAAGCAUUGCCAUAUCCCGAUCACGAUCACGUAUGCGUGGAGGUAUGGUUCAAACCUCUCGUUCGGUGGAAAGUUAUCAACAGUUCGUCCUCGAUGAAAGCAUCACUACCCGUCGUACAGGACCUACGGCAGGUGCCUCGGUGGUAGUUCGACAGAACAGUGGACCCGUUCGUCCUAAACCUACCCCUACAGGAUCGACAGCUUCUGGAUCAGGGUACAACUCUACAUCGAGUCAAAAAGGAUCUAGACUUGGUGGAUCGCACACUGGUAGCGUUUUACUUUCGAAGGGAAAUAAAUUUAUAUGA
Messenger RNA from Tremella mesenterica DSM 1558, 3966 nucleotides. RefSeq lists its product as uncharacterized. The record is from RefSeq and is a predicted model, not a curated record. Bases 1 to 3966 code for a protein of 1321 amino acids. Lineage: Eukaryota; Fungi; Basidiomycota; Tremellomycetes; Tremellales; Tremellaceae. The transcript is spliced from 8 exons.